CCCGUCAACCCUUAGCUGUCUUAACUACCCUUGCGGGACCCAAAAUGCAACCCACUCCUUUUCCUUUCGGCUAGCGGAAGUUCCUGUGCGGGAUCUUUCCACUUCCUCUUGGGUGUUCGGCGUGUGCGUGGCAAGGGAGGCGGGGCCGACGCUGCUCUGGUUUCUUGCGCGCUUGGCGCUGUGGCGAGUGCGGGCGGCGACUGUUUGCGCAAGUCUCCUUGCCAGGGACAGCGCUUUGUGGCUAAAAGCGAUCGCUUCCUUGCUACAAAGACUCCGCUGACGUUAGGCGGCCGUCCCUGCCUAAGAUAGCCACUUUACCCCGACGCUGCAGAUAGCUUUCCCCAGAACUGCUGCAGGCUUUUUGCGUUUGGCAGGAUCCAUGCCUCGGGGACGGAAGAGUCGGCGCCGCCGGAACGCAAAGGCAGCAGAAGAGAAUCGCAACAAUCGCAAGACCCAGGCCUCAGAGGCCUCUAAGACCCCGAUGGCGGCUUCUGUGGUCCCGAACACACCCGAAGACUACCUGAGCGGCCCUGAGGAAGACACAAGCACUCCGGAGAAGGCCUCCACUCCCCCUGCAGAGGCUUCGAGCACUACCCCAGUGCAAAAGCCUGUUACCCGGAGCAAUUUUCAGGGCACCAAGAAAAGUCUCCUAAUGUCCAUAUUAGCCCUCAUCUUCAUCAUGGGCAACAGCGCCAAGGAGGCUCUGGUGUGGAAAGUGCUGGGGAAGUUAGGGAUGCAGCCUGGGAGGCAGCACAGCAUUUUUGGAGAUCCGAAGAAGGUCGUUACAGAAGAGUUUGUUCGCAGAGGGUAUCUCCUUUAUAAGCCAGUGCCCCGCAGCAGUCCGGUGGAGUACGAGUUCUUCUGGGGCCCUCGAGCACACGUGGAAUCGAGCAAGCUGAAAGUCAUGCAUUUUGUGGCAAGAGUUCGGAACCGAUGCUCCAAAGACUGGCCAUGUAACUAUGACUGGGAUUCAGAUGAUGAUGCAGAGGUUGAGGCUAUACUCAAUUCAGGUGCUAGGGGUUAUUCUACUCCAUAGAGAGAUCCCAGGCAGAGCCUUAGGAGUGGAAAGGAGAAUCCAAAGUACUCAGUGGAGUAGAUAGGCAGAGGCCUGAAAUCAAAAUAAUGUGGAGGGUGGGGAGGGCACUGCAUUUGGUAUUUGUGAUCAGUGCUAAUUGUUAAACUGCGAAAUAGUGUUUGCUAUAGAUAUUGUAAUCUUGUAUUCAUUUUGUAACACUGUUGAUUAAGAAUCACAAUAUGUUUAAAUAUAUACUUGAGAAGAUGUUUAUGUUAUUUUUCCUGCCAUUGACAUUUGCUACAACAGCUGUGCUAACCUUAUUAAAUGAAGACCUUCUGUCAUGUUGUGGAAUGUACAGGAUUUGUAUCACAGAAGGGCUGUUCUUUGAAAGUUUGGAAUAACCAGUACAAUGUGAGUGAGGGAAAAUAACAGACUCGUUCUGUCUUACCUUUGUGUUUGAUGUCUUGUAAAGAAACACAUCUGUGAAUAUGCCCACUGCACAAAUAGCAUAAAUAAAAGCAUAGUAAAUAGGA
Mesocricetus auratus (golden hamster) is the source of this 1548-nucleotide messenger RNA. RefSeq names its product MAGE family member H1 (gene Mageh1). The transcript has a single exon. Lineage: Eukaryota; Metazoa; Chordata; Mammalia; Rodentia; Cricetidae. Gene Ontology annotation, biological process: negative regulation of transcription by RNA polymerase II. Gene Ontology annotation, cellular component: nucleus. Bases 380 to 1036 code for a protein of 218 amino acids. The record is from RefSeq and is a predicted model, not a curated record.